CGCACCUAUGUGAGGGAAUGGGAAACAUGAACCGGUUCGUGUACGAUCAUCCGAUGUAAACUACGAGCCAGUGACAAAAUGGACCCAUAGCAGACGUGUUUUGUGAUUUAUUUACUAUGGUAUACCAGAUCUACUAGUAUUUUGGAUUUAUUAGUCAGUUUGUAAGUGUGUCUACCUGUGGUAGCAGGCAGUCCGUCCGCGAAGGACUCGCCGUUGUUUUCGUAAACAAACAUGGCUUCGAAGUGUCAGAAAUUUCAGCCGAACAUUUUUAAUAAGCUGAAAUGUCAGAGUUGCUUCGGAGCAAAAGAUAUCCAUUCUGCCGAGGCUCUGGAGAAUAACAAAGACAUGGAUGACACGGAUGAGAGUGUAAAUGUGAGCCCUGUUGGUUGGGUUGAUCAGUUCUGUAACUUAAUGCUGGACACUUUCAUCAGUAAGACAGAGCCGGUGGCUACCCGAAAAAUUUCGAAAUGUGGAUAUUUGUUUGUGUCUCCUGAUUUCGACUUCAGCAACCCUCUUGAUCGGACCAAGCGAUGGCAGAGGCGGUUCUUUCGACUGUUUGAUGAUGGAGAGCUCAACUUUUCAGUGGACGAAGAUCCUGACACUGUUCCACAGGGGGCGGUGGACAUGAAUAAAUGUACAGAGGUUGGGGAUGCUGAGAAAAAGACUAGCCAUACCAACUCUCUCUUCAUCAUCGUCCCCAACAAAACAUACUACAUCAAAGGAGGAUCCAAGGAGGAGAUUAUGUGGUGGCAAGAAGUCCUUGCUGUGUUUCCAAGGUCAUUACCAAAACCCAAAAACCGCCGCUUCACCAUGCCCAUCUUUAGCAAUAAGGACAAGGAGAAUGUCCAGCCACUGACCACAGACUCACACAGGAAGUUACCAAGUGUGAGUAGUCUCACAGACGGGGACAUUCCUGCAGUUAACAAUCGUUUUGAGGCUGAGAAGGUCAAGGUAAAGGAGCAGGCCUUUUCAACCUAUCGAGGUGUGCGCAACAUGAAACAUCGGACUGAUAAACACUACCAAGAGGGAUUGCGUAAGAGCAGCAGUCUACACGAUCUUUCUUCUGAGGAUGCCAAGGAUGUUGGUAUGGGACUAGCAUCUUCCAAGUUCCUAAGUCGCUCUGGUGACAGACUCAACUAUGUAAGUGUAGCUUCACAUCCCGGCAUGGAAAAUGCAGCCCGCGUGUUAGCGGACUCCAACUACAACAACCCCUACUGCACUGUCCCCCGCCGGACAUGGCAGACACUGGCAGCCAACACCACUUCCCCGCCAUCUUCCAAUGCUAAUAUUCCUAGCUCUGCCUCCGCCAACAGCCCUUCCUCUUCCCCCUCCUCCCAUCCUACUGUGGUUGUCAACCCUAGCCAUAUCCCCAUUAUACGCCGCAAGAGCAACGCUGAUACUCAAUCCUCUGCUGCGUCCACCAGCACUAAGCCCAAGAGUGCCAGUGAGCGAGCCCGUCUUCACAGGGAACGUUCCACAAGCAUGAAGGACUUUCCGACCCAGUUCUCCCUGCCCAAGCCAGAUGGUUCCCGCAUGUCCAUGUCCAGUCUUGACCGCCUGUCUGCCUCCUCGGGUCAUGUGGAUGGACAGUCCUCAGCUCGACCCUCCGGACGUCGUGAUAUAUAUGAAGUCCCCACUAACAACUUGAACCAGACUGAUGAACUCAAGAUGGCCAAGUCUACGGAGUUCCAGGCCGCUAGUAGAAGUAGAUCACAGCCGUCCAUUUCUGGGAGUUCUCCACAGAGCCAGGGAUCACCUUCCAAUAAAUAUGAAGAUCUGAUGUACAUGAAGAAAGGCUGGCUUAUCAAGCAAGGGACAUCAGAGAAGGACUGGAAGAAACAUUGGUUUGUGUUGACGGGAAACUCCCUGCGGUAUUACAGGGAUGCUCAGGCAGAAGAAAGCAAUACUCUAGAUGGCCGUAUCGACCUCUCUACUUGUUUUGAUAUAUCCGAGGUUGAUAUUGGCCGUAACUUUGGCUUCAGGAUCAAGUCACGGAAUGGGGAGUAUGUCCUCGCUGCUAUGACCUCUGGGAUACGUAACAACUGGUUAAAAGCAAUACGACUAGUAAUGGACCUGCAAACUGGCAGUAAACAAUCUACCUCUUCAUUGUUGUCAAACUCUGCUGACUCUUCACCUCGUACUGUAGAUGACCUUGACCUUAGUGCUUCGGCUGAUAGUAGUCGAUUAAGUGGGUCAAUGGACAGUCGGUCAUCAUCAGAAAGUCCCAAAGAUAUUCAUAAACGUGCUACAACAAAAAAUAUGAGAAGACAUUAUUCAGACGUUAGUCCAGGAAAUGUGAAGUUUUCUGUGAAGGAUUUAUCUCCUGCUCUGACACGUAUAUCUCAACCACCAACCAUUGUAGGUGUAGUUAGUGGGGCAACAUCUCCCCCUGAACCGGAGAAAAAAUCGGGUCUGGACGAUCAAGUAGAUUCAGCAAAUAAGAAAUCAGUAAGUAGUGCCAAGUUCUCACCUGAACCUAGUGCCAGCGAACCAUUGGGUCGGUAUGUCGAAGGGAGUGACAGUGCAUCCCUUACCUCAACACUUCCACCACCCGCCCCUGAAGCAGGGGAGGACUUAGCCUCUCGUCGGGCGGUUAGUAGCGAAAGUAGGAAAGAGGAGGAUGAGAAAUCAAGACGAGCAAAGUCACCAAGUGCUCGUGUGAAAGAAAAGUCUCGCAGCAAAGGUGGCAAGAUUCCGACACCACCACAGCAGAUGUCAGAUGAUGAGUAUUAUGGGAUGUCUGCAUCAGCUGAGGAGGAAACUGUUAGUUCUAUACAAGUGAUUGACCUGCAACAGCAUCUUGGUGGGGACGGUUACCAAGACAGCAAUUUCACAACAUCAGAAGACACCCAGGCUUCCACUGGUGAUUCCUCAGCUGGUGGGGAUGGUAUACUGGUGGAACUCUUAGAAACGGAGGUUGACUCACUGAAAGAACAGCUUGAAAACACACACAAAGAUAUGGUGAAAAUGCAUGAAACCAAUAUUGACCUGAAAACCCGCCUACAGACCAUCGUCAGGGAAAAGGAUGUGUCGCAGGUGACGACAAUGCGACGCCAAGUGAAAGAAGCCAGAGAUACGAUACAGAAAAACAAGGUGGAAAUUGAAAGUCUUCGCUCCAAACUUGACAUGUCAACAUCCAAACUGACUGGCACAGAAAGAGCCCUCUCAGAGGCUCUGAAAGAACUGAAGAAUGAGAAAGAUAAACUGAUGAAGAUGUCUAAUGACUGGAAUAAAAAGAUUCGCAAUUUAGAAGGACAGUUAAAAGAUACAACCCAUAAAAUGGAGCGACAACGUGACAGUUUGAAUGUGAAAGAAACGGAAUGCAAAAGAUUAGAAUCCGACGUAAAAGCAAAUAGUCAAAAAAUGCGUGAACACGAGCGUGAAAUUCUCAAAUUAAAGGCUGUGGAACAGGAUAAUAGGCAGAUGAAGGAGAAAACAGAGGACAUUGAGAGAAAAAUGGCAGCUUUAAAGUUGGAAGUCAAAGAGAAGGACAUGCACUGUAAGAAAGUAGAGAGUGAAUAUGAACACCAUAUUGUGGCACUGGAGCAAGAGUUCGCUCAGGAAAGGGAUGAUAUGGAUCAACAUUUGGAGGACAUGAAAAAGAAAUUCAUGGAGGCCCAGGAACAUUCCAAUGCCAGUAAUACUAUUCCAAACAACAUGGCUGCCAUUUUACAGGAAAAAGACAUGAUCAUCGCCCAGUUGGAAGACAAAAUGAUAGAAAAUGAUAAGAAAUUCAUUGACAUGGCUGACGAACUGCAAUCAGAACUAGAUGAAAGUGUGGUGUUGCAAAAUAAUCUUGAAUCUGUGCAGAAGGACCAAAGUAAACUGGAGAAAAAAUUAAGAGAUCAGGAAAAGUUGUAUUCAAAAGUCGUUUCAGAGAAACAGAAAGGUGAGGAAGAAAAUAAGUCACUUACUCGCACCAUGGAGGAGUACAAAAAGGAAAGUCGUGAACUCGGAUCUCUUCUAGAUUCUGAAAAGAAUGCUGCUGUUAAAUGGCAAAAGGAGAAGAAGGAGCUGCUCAGUAAAAUUCACACUUUAGAGGACAACAGAGAUACACUUCAACAGAAGCUAGAUAACAAAGGAUCCAAGAUGUCACAUGACAGUACCAACUCUGAAGAAGAUCGGAGUAAAAUAUCAGACAUACUCGGUAACUUUGUUGUUGUGGAAGCAGAAAUGUCAGAAGUUACUAAAACAAUGAUAAUCCUUCAAAAGAACUACACAGAUAUCUUAUCAAAGCAAUCAGAAAAAAGUCAGUCUCAAUUGGUUGGCAUGGGACCUGUAAUGGCAGACAUUGUACAUCGCUGUGCACAUUUACAAGACCUUUUACGUGAAGGCUCUUCUGAUUUGAGUACACCAAGAACAACAGAUCAAGGGCAACAAUCUGAAGAGUUCAGUCAAAUGAAGGUCAAGUAUGAUAAUUUAGUGAUUGAAUCAAACAAGUUACGGAAACAGUUGGAGGAUAUGUCAGGUCGAUCCAAGGACACACAAAACAGUAAAGAACUGGAGUUGAAACUGGCUAAACAGGAAAGUGUGUAUAAACAAAAGAUACAGGAAAUGGCAACUCGUGUAGAUGACCUUACUGGAAUGGUGAAACAUGCUGGUCCAAGUAAGGCCUCUAGUCCUCAGAAGCCCAAGAAGCAGGAGGAGGCCUCUGCUGUCCUUUCUGCUGAGAUAGAAGCCGAGCUAGGUCUGCUAGAGGACCGCAUUGCUUACAUAGACCAGGUGCUGCGGACCCCUGACAUCAGCAUGUCAGGUGAAGAUGAGGAAGAAGAGGAUGAUGAGGAUGAGGAAUCUGACAGUUUCAUCAGCUCUGAUGAUGAAAUGUCAGAGGAAGAUGAGGAAGAAGAAGAUACUAAUGAACUCAGUGGAGGAUAUGAGAGUAAGCGUCUUAUUGGAAAGUUACGUGCAAUGAGAAAUCAGCUGCAAGUUACCAACUGUAAGAUUCAGGAUCUCACAGAAGAAAUGACAGAGAAAACGUUCCUCAAAAACAAUUCUUCAGGAGAGGGGGAUGAAGGGUUGAGGCAGACCCUGGACAAGUGCAGUGACGCGGUUGAUUCUCUGACCAGUCGCCUGAUUGACAAGGUCAAGGCUGCUAAACUAGGCGGCGCCAGCUUAGAGAGCAGCUCUGCUGAGAAUAUGGUUGCAUUCCAAAACUGUGUGAAACAGAUGCGAGAUAAAUUAGUAGAGGUAAAUUGUAUGGUGGCAGAACAUGAAGCACUAGAUGCAAAGUCUUUAAAGAUUGUUCAUGAAAAAUUGAUGAACCUAUUAGAGUAUCUUAGUCAUCUUCAAAGAUUCAAACAUCAGGAUUUCGACAUGUUGGGGAGGAUCACACAUCAGGAUCUGCAGGCAAAAGCUGUGAUAACACGACGUGAAAGUGGCAUCAGGAGGAGCCGCCUCCACUUCGAGGAAAAGGUUCAUUUAUAUGCUGAUAGGUUGUCUGUGGAGGCCAUUAUACUGGGACAGAUGGCCUAUCUGGUACAGCGCUACCAGAUGGGUGACGUGUAUCGCGAUCUACUGUUAAAGGAGAUUCAGGAUGUGAAUAUGGUCAUCCUCGACUUGGAACGUAAAAUAGAUGAUGCCACGAAAACAAACAGCUCAUCAGAAACUGGUGUAGACAUUGUCUCAUCUUACGCAGCCAUUUUGGCAGAGAAAAUAGUUCUAGAAGGACAACUGGCAUCAUGUGCAAUGGCAGCAGAUAAUCAAACAACUGACGAUACGGCGGUGUUGUCAGCACUUCAUAUCACAGAAAACCCGUCAAUCCUUGCCAUGGAGGUGUUCUUACGGUCUCAGGUCGACUCAUCUGUUCAUCAAAAACUCCACCAGGCAACAGAGCAUAUGGAUUCUGUCACUGGUCACAUCAUCACUAGGUCAUUGGUGCAGGGGGAGAUAACUCAUGCAUUAGCAAGGAUGAAAUCUCGCUUCUCUUUGAAAGACGGUGUGCGCGACGUAACAGACCUCCUGCGCCAGGAGCGCAAGUUCUCACAUGAACAAUUGUUAUGUAAGUGUGAGACCAUGUGUAACUCAGUUGAUGUGUACCAGGCCCUGGUGGUGUCCUCACUACGAUAUCACGCAUGCCUGGCACAGUCCCCAAAGAUUGGAGAGAAUUUGUGUACAAAAAUGUCACAGUCAUUCCACAAACGCAUAGAGGAAUUCCAGGAGAAACAAAGUACUUCAGAAGGAAGAGAACAGAACAGGUGUCAACACAUUAUAGGUGCACUGGAAGUAGAACUAGAAUCAAGUGUUAGAAACUUUAAAGAACUGGAACAGCCAGAUUUACUAGACACAGAGGAUGCAAUGUCAGACGUGACAGUCGGGUCCGUAGAAUCAACAGUGUUACAGUUAGCAGACAUUCUCAUGCAUAGAGCUAUAAUCAAAGGUACAGUAGAAUAUAUUACAGAUAUGGUUAGCUCAGGAAGCUUUCCAGAACUUCCUAACACAGCCGUAUUCUCAUCAGAACAUGUACUCGGUGCUGAUCAGAAUGAGACCAUGCAGGUUCUGGCACGAUCUCUUUCAAAUGAGGCAACAAACAAGCAAUCCUUGGCAGCAGAAUUGAAAAAAUUCAAUCCAGAAAAUGCUGCAAGUUCAGAAGAAUGUUCUCGGAUAGUAGACAUUUUAGGAAUUGUCCCAGAUAGUGAACUGUGUAAUAUUAAUGUAGGGACGUACGGUGAGAAUCUAUUACGGGAAGCUCUCCACCAAGCACAGCUUACAUACAUGUCCUACAAGAUGAAACUACACCAUGAGAGAAGUAUGCGCGAGAUGAAGAUGAAAAUCGAGGCGGGUCAGAAAGUUGACCUUCCUUCAGAUUCCAGUCGGGAAGCUGAAGGGGACAUUCAUGCUUCCUUGUCAGUGUUUGAGGAAAUUUUAGAAACCAAAUUUGAGGAUGAAUGUGAAGUGCUUAGUAUACUGGACAAGGAAAUCAAACAGUUAAAUUCUGUGUCAACAGAUUCCAAAGAAAAAGGAUAUAGUCAACAACUCAACAACCUCAUCUCUACAUUUGAAAAUGAACUAGCUGUCUCGCAGGAACGGCAUGAUAUCCACGUGGAUGUCCUGCGUCAGGAAGUUAGCAACAUUGUCAUGCGCCUUGAGAAGAUGACGGAUGACUAUGAGAAGGAGAGGGAGGUAGUGGUGUCGGAGUACGAAGGCAAGGUCAGUAGUCUACAGGAGGAACUAGAGACUAUCCAGGUCGACCAUGAGGAGGAGCUGGAGCAGGUGCGUCAGGACAUCAUGACUGCAGUCAGUGCCAUCCGUGCCAACGAGGAGGAGGUAGAUGGUCAGCUGUCUGACCAGGUCAAGGGGCUCAACCGGCAAAUCAUCUCUCAGAAGGGUACCUUCAGUGUAUUGCUGACAGAACUUCAAGAGAAGCUGGCUGAAUCCAACUUAAGUCCUACACUGUCUACUCAGGUGCAGAAACUUGUCGAUCAACUCCAGGAGGCUCUCAACAGUGGCACGGAGUUUGAGGAUCCCCUGUCCCCUCUGCCUGUGUCCUCACCCCCUCCACUGCCUGUCGCGCCACGGAAGUCUGAGUCACUCAGUGAUGUCCCAGCCAUGGAAACACUCAACCUCACUGAUGAUUCAUUCCAUACUCUGGACAGAUCUCAGCAUGAUUAUGAAUUAGAACUACUGAAACGAGAAAAGGAAGAAGCACUGGCAGAAGAAGUCAAAACGACCAAAGCAGCUCUGGACGCAAUGAGGAAGGCUUAUGAGGAUGACCUUGAGGAGGAGAAGGAAAGAUACAGGAUUGCUCUCAAGACCAUGUACAAUGACGACUACAUCCAGGAAAUACGUCGACAACAAGAUGAGGAGCUGGUAAGGGUAAAGGAGGAGCUUAAGACUACUACCAUGCACUACGACAGUAAGUGUGAGGACUACAAGAUCAUGGAGGAAAAACUCAACAAUGUCAAGACGGAAUACGAGUCUCACAUACAGCAUCUGGUCAAGAGUAAUCAGCACUUGAAUGAGCUUGUGAAUGAGGAGAUUGGCAAACUGAAAGAUUUUAUGGAGAACAGGUCGAUGGGACGUAUCCCAGGUAACGCCACAUUGGAGGAAGAGCUAUAUGAUGCCCAGAUUAUGGUACGAAUGAAGGAUGCUGAAUUACAAAAACUCAGGUCACAGGUGAAGAAUCUGGAGAACAAUCUGGAAAGAGUGACAGAGGAGCAGAGAAAUAGCAUGACCCAGUACUUACAGAUGUACAAGAAGGUGCAGGAACUGGAGGCCAAGCAGAAGAGCAAGAAACAGGAAGAGCAGGACCAUGACUCCCGGCCUACUAACCGCUCCCUCCGCCGAACACCGUCCUUCCACCAUCGUGCGAGGAGUCCCAGUCCACAGACUUCUGGCAAGAAGGACGAGCAUCACAGUCGAGACUCGCAUCGACGGCGCCACCUAGAUGCACGUGACCUGAAGAGAUCCAAAAGUAGUCCAACCAUUCCCUUUGUGUUCGGGGGCAGACUGCCCUCGUCGAGUAGUCUCGGCAAAUCCUCCAGCUUCAAGUCUGCCAAAGCUAUGAAAGCCUCCAAGUAACACCACAGAAUCUACACAACCACUCAACCACGUCGUUGCUACGGAAACCUGCAAUGUUAAAACCUGUAACAUGGAGAACUACAAUGUGUAACCCUCGUGCACAAACAUUGUUCAAUUAGAGCAUGUACAUUGUUGUUGAUAUGUUUCUAUAUGAAUCUGUUUGAUGUAUACGAAUUUACUGAGUCCAAUGUAAGGGUGUUUGUAUACUACCUGUAGAAUUUUCUGAGUCCAAUGUAAGGGGGUUUGUAUACGACCUGGAGAAUUUACUGAGUCCAAUGGAAGGGUGUUUGUAUACGUGCUGUAGAAUUUACUCAGUCCAAUGUAAGGGAGUUUGUAUACGACCUGUAGAACUUACUCAGUCCAAUGUACGGGUGUUUGUAUACGUCCUGUAGAAUUUACUGAGGCCAAUGUAAGGGUGUUUGUUUACGACCUGUAGAAUUUACUGAGUCCAAUGGAAGGGUGUUUGUAUACUACCUGUAGAAUUUACAGAGUCCAAUGUAAGGGUGUUUGGAUACGACCUGUAGAACUUACUCAGUCCAAUGUACGGGUGUUUGUAUACGAGCUGUAGAAUUUACUCAGUCCGAUGUAAGGG
Messenger RNA from Mizuhopecten yessoensis (Yesso scallop), 9109 nucleotides. RefSeq names its product golgin subfamily A member 4-like. Gene Ontology annotation, molecular function: actin filament binding. Gene Ontology annotation, cellular component: actin cytoskeleton. Bases 232 to 8517 code for a protein of 2761 amino acids. Gene Ontology annotation, biological process: actin filament organization. Lineage: Eukaryota; Metazoa; Mollusca; Bivalvia; Pectinida; Pectinidae. The record is from RefSeq and is a predicted model, not a curated record. The transcript has 24 exons.